AUGUAUUUACAAGAAAACGGCAACGAUUAUAGAAACAAAUCAGAAGAAGUUAUUGAUAGAUAUGGAUUUUUUGUUUCACCAGAAGAAUUAAAUGCUGAAGAGUCAAUUGAUCGUAUUGUUCUUCGUCGUCGUGAACAAAAAUGGUUGGAGAUGUUUGCAUCAUGGGAUGUUUAUAUUGGAGAAAAAUUUGAAAAAUUAAAACAACGUUGUCGUAAAGGCAUUCCGCCAGCAUUACGUGGUCGAGCAUGGUUCUAUUUAUCAUCAGCUGAAUUUCGUCGAAAACGUGCCGAACAAGAAUAUAAUUUAGAAAAUGUAUUUGAGUAUUAUUCAACAAAACAACCAGCUGCUAAUGUUCUCAAUGAUAUUGAAAAAGAUUUGGCACGAUCAUUUCCCGAUCAUGAAAUGUUUCGUACUGAUGGAUUUGGUCAAAAAGGUUUAUAUGAUGUUUUAAAAGCGUACGCUGUUCAUGAUCCAGCUGUCGGAUAUUGUCAAGCUCAGGCACCUAUUGCUGGUAUUUUAUUGAUGCAUUUACCUGCUGAAGAUGCAUUUUGGGUAUUUGUACAAAUAAAUGAAGAAUAUGUCAGAGGAUAUUUCAGUGAUGGACUGAUUGCUAUCAAAGAAGAUGCAUUAGCAACAGAAAUUCUCGUUCAACGUAUAUGUCCAAAAGGUUAUCAAAUAUUGGUAUGCACUCUUUGA
Didymodactylos carnosus is the source of this 696-nucleotide messenger RNA. NCBI's taxonomy places the organism in Eukaryota, Metazoa, Rotifera, Eurotatoria, Philodinida, Philodinidae. The record is from the annotation of a GenBank genome assembly.